Molecule: messenger RNA, 525 nt
Organism: Rotaria socialis
Lineage: Eukaryota; Metazoa; Rotifera; Eurotatoria; Philodinida; Philodinidae
Source: the annotation of a GenBank genome assembly
AUGUCAAGUGAGGCCACCCCAGUAUUUCAAGUCAAUCAAAAGAAAUUAAGAGAACUUGCCGAAAAUUCUAAUGCCGUUAAAAUCGGUGGCAAGGGCACAGCUCGUCGAAAGAAGAAAAUUAUUCAUCGACCAGCUAAUGUAGACGACAAAAAACUUCAAAGUUCAUUAAAAAAACUUGCUGCAAAUAAUAUACCAGGCAUUGAAGAGGUCAAUCUAUUCAAAGACAAUGGCGAAGUUAUUCAUUUUGCUAGUCCUAAAGUACAGGCAUCACUAAGUUCAAAUACAUUUGCUAUCAGCGGUACUUCGGACACAAAAUCUCUACAAGAUAUGCUACCGACAAUCAUGUCACAAAUGGGUAUGACAACCGAUUUAGGCUUAGCAAGUGACGCAGUGCGACGCAAAAUUGGUUCACAAGGAGAUCAACAAACAGGUGGCGAUGGACAAACUGGAACAAAUGAACAGGAAGGCGAUGAUGAAGUUCCCGAUCUUGUGGAAAACUUUGAUGACGUAUCAAACUCAAAAUGA